Messenger RNA from Stegastes partitus (bicolor damselfish), 649 nucleotides. RefSeq names its product protein FAM89A-like. The record is from RefSeq and is a predicted model, not a curated record. Lineage: Eukaryota; Metazoa; Chordata; Actinopteri; Pomacentridae. The transcript has a single exon. The annotation marks the transcript as partial.
AGCCAAAGCUCAGCCGUAAUCCUGUUAAAUCAAAGCAGCCAGAGACGGUCUGACAGCAGCGCGGCGUGGCGAGGUCACGUCGGGGCGGAGCAGGUUGCUGUGAAACACAAAGGAGAGAACAAAACAAAGCCCGGAAGCCUGACAUUCACCGCACGAUAAACCGCCUCCACUGUCGCUCAAUCACAUCCAGACCACUUUGCCUCUGGGACGCGUAAUUUCCAAAAACACGAGCUCCUGUCUUGUGACGAGAAAACAGAUUGCAUGUGUGAUGCUCAAGACUGUGUGAUCCUGCUUUUUCUCUUUUGGUUUUUUUUUUUUUUUUUUACACGCGCAAAAACUCAGCUGUCUGCUGCUGCGGCGCGUCGGGAUGGACCGGAGUUGGCGCAGCGCGGCGGACAGUCCGGUGGGCGGUGUCCUCUCGGCGGAGGGGCUGCCGCCGCUGCCCAAAGGCCUGAUCGGCAUCCUGAACUCCAGCGGCGGGUCGUGGCGGGACAUCGAGAAGGUUCACAGCAAGAGAGCCCGCAUCCAGGCCGACAUCAGCCGAGGGGACGCGCCGAGGGAUCCCGGCAAGCCCGGCGGACUGGACGCUGCUCUGGCUCUGCUGCGGAAAGAGAUGGUGAGCUGCGUUUUCUUCCUGAUAAUCUUUAAA